Molecule: messenger RNA, 964 nt
Organism: Equus quagga
Lineage: Eukaryota; Metazoa; Chordata; Mammalia; Perissodactyla; Equidae
Gene: VPS28
Product: VPS28 subunit of ESCRT-I
Exons: 10
Coding region: 123-788 (221 amino acids)
Biological process (GO): protein transport to vacuole involved in ubiquitin-dependent protein catabolic process via the multivesicular body sorting pathway
Cellular component (GO): ESCRT I complex
Molecular function (GO): protein-containing complex binding
Source: RefSeq, a predicted model, not a curated record
AGGCGUGAGGGGCGGGCUGAUGGGGUGCGCGCAGGCGCAGGCGGGGGCGACCCGCCCCGACGCCAUCUCCGGGAUCCGGCGAGCCCGCCCAGGUCUCUGGUGUGGCUGCCUGAGCCUGCAGGAUGUUUCACGGGAUCCCAGCCACUCCGGGCAUGGGAGCCCCUGGAAACAAACCAGAGCUGUAUGAGGAAGUGAAGCUGUACAAGAACGCCCGGGAGCGGGAGAAGUAUGACAACAUGGCAGAGCUGUUUGCGGUUGUGAAGACAAUGCAGGCCCUGGAGAAGGCAUACAUCAAGGACUGUGUCACCCCCAAUGAGUACACGGCAGCCUGCUCCCGGCUUCUGGUCCAGUACAAAGCUGCCUUCCGACAGGUUCAGGGCUCAGAGAUCAGCUCCAUUGAUGAGUUCUGCCGCAAGUUCCGUCUGGACUGCCCACUUGCCAUGGAGAGGAUCAAGGAGGACCGACCCAUCACCAUCAAGGACGACAAGGGCAACCUCAACCGCUGCAUUGCAGAUGUCGUCUCGCUCUUCAUCACAGUGAUGGACAAGCUGCGCCUGGAGAUCCGGGCCAUGGACGAGAUCCAGCCUGACCUGCGGGAGCUAAUGGAGACUAUGCACCGUAUGAGCCACCUGCCCCCUGACUUUGAGGGCCGACAGACCGUCAGCCAAUGGCUGCAGACCCUGAGCGGCAUGUCAGCAUCAGACGAGCUAGACGACUCCCAGGUGCGCCAGAUGCUCUUCGACCUGGAGUCAGCCUACAACGCCUUCAACCGCUUCCUGCAUGCCUGAGCCUGCAGUCUCCCGCCACAGCCUCCCAUGAUUGUUCCUGCUUCCUUCGGACACCCGAUCCCUGGACGGUCUGCACAGCUCUUGCUGUCUAUAGUAGCCCUGUCUGUGUGUCCAUCUAUGGUGUUUUGACCCCAGAGGCCCCUCUCCUCCUCACAAUAAAGAUGCUUUCUAACGUC